This is a messenger RNA of Prorocentrum cordatum, 600 nucleotides long. The record is from the annotation of a GenBank genome assembly. Lineage: Eukaryota; Dinophyceae; Prorocentrales; Prorocentraceae.
CUCACCAUGGCUGCAAUGCGAGCGCUGAUGUACGAAUUCAUGUCGACAGUCGACACGAAGAUCCAGGGAGUUGUCGCUCCCAUCACCGCGAACAUGAACACGAACAACGCGGAGCUCGUCAGGCAGAUCAACCUCGCCCGUGCCGGGUUGAAGGAGCUCGACACCAGGACCAAGGCGCUCGAGUCCAGCGACAAUAGUGAAGCCAACUUUCCCAUCGCCGUCAACGCGGAGGGCAUCUUCCAGACGCCUGACCAGGCCAUGGAGUUCCGCCUGCAGGUCGGUGCCACCACCAUGCAAUGGGUCGACUGGCGGAACCAGAAGCAGUACCCGCUCCGCGCUAGGGGCGACUUUCCUGAGGACGUACGUGACAAGCAGCGUGCAUUCUCGAAGCUCUUCAUCCCAAUUCGCGACCUGUGCCAGAAGAGUUCGAAUUGGUCUCCCAACUGUCGGGUCGGAGUCAAUGGUUUCAAGGGCAGCCUCUUCGUGACCAACGGCGACGACAUCUGGGCGCUCGUGACGAUCAACCAGAUUUCGAUCGACAAGUUCAACUUUGUCCCUGUCGGCGACGAGCUCUCCGACUGGGGUAUCACCGUGCCGCAG